AUGCCGCCUUCCCGUCGCAGCAAGGGAAUCCGGGGCUGGUCCCUCGUCAUCUUCGUGCUCGCGGCGAACGUCGCGUACCAGGGAACCCGGUACCUCUGGCGACCGACGACGGGAGCUACGCCCGUGUCGGGGCACCAGCGCGAGAAGCUCGAGAUCCGUCAUCGGGACGAUCGUCGCGGAGGCGCGCUUCUCCACCACGGUCACGGCGCGAGCCACGGCCACGGGUUUCACGACGCCGGGGUUCAUCGCAACGACGAUGAUGUCGAGGUCAUCGAGGAGGUGGUGUACGAGGAUGUUGUGGUCGAGGACGAGGGGCACCACGGGUCAUCGCGCGGGGGGGCAUCGUCGGGGGGGGGCGAGGGGGGCGGGGAUCCCGAGCCGUCCGGGAUACACGUCAUGGCCACGUCCAACGGGAGCCCGUACCAGAACUGGCAGACCCGGAUCAUGUACCGCACCUUCCUCGAUGCGGCAAAGGGCAGCGACAUGAAGCACUUCACCAGGCUUCUGCACAGGCGCACGGACGACGAGCUCAUGGCGGAGGUGCCCACGGUGCGAGUCGACUCGCUGCACGCGGAGUGCGACAGGUGGUGCGAGUUCCCCGUCGCGGACAGGCCGGACGCCAUCAAGAAGUGGCUCGCGACCGCCGACAGCCGACGUGGGGAGUGGAUUCUCAUGAUCGAGAUGGACUACGUCUGGAAGAAGGCGGUGCCGAUGCCGGAGCCCGGGUCGCCAGCCGUGGCGUUUCACUUCAACUACAUCAACCCGAACUACCCGAGGCUGCCGGAGGUGAUGAGGAGCCUGAUGCCGCCGGAGAAAAGGGACGAGAUAAAGAUGGAGGACAUACCUUGCACCGGACCCGCGCCGACGAUGAUCCGCAGGGACGACCUCGUCCCGCUCAUGGACGAGUACGAGCGCAUCGCCGCGGCCAUCGAGGCGGAUCCGGUGGCGAAAAACAGGCUCGGGUGGGUCCGCGAGAUGUACGCGUACGACUUGGCGGCGGCAAUCGCCGGGGUCAUACACGUGGUGCAGGAUCCGGGAGAGACGAUCAUGAUCGCGCAGCCCCCCGCGGACGCCAAGAUGGGCAGGGCUUCGAUGUACCACUACACCUGGGGGGCGGAGUAUUUCAAGAACGGGGCAAAGGUUUGGUCGUGGGACAAGAGGCCUUACGUCGAGACCAAACACGUGCGACAGCCGGCCAAGUUCAAACCCGAGUUGCCCCCCGCGGACGGCUCCGAGGGGGUGUAUAACCUUCAGGACGGUAAAAAGGUGUCGAAGGGAACGGACGAGCUGCUGAGAGACAUGUUGACGCUGAUAAGAGGGGCCAUCGACAGGCUGGACGAGUUGCCACACCAACCGGGGUGCGCCCGGAAAGCUCUGUGA
Molecule: messenger RNA, 1380 nt
Organism: Micromonas commoda
Lineage: Eukaryota; Viridiplantae; Chlorophyta; Mamiellophyceae; Mamiellales; Mamiellaceae
Exons: 2
Coding region: 1-1380 (459 amino acids)
Molecular function (GO): glycosyltransferase activity
Source: RefSeq, a predicted model, not a curated record